UUAUUAAUAUUUUGCAACCGAAAGUCAAGGAUCGUGCGUGCCUACCUCCACGUCGACGGCAACAACUCCUCGUCUCCUCCGCCUCAAUCCCAACUGUGCCAACAUCUUCACUCUUCACUCUCGUCUGACCAAGCAAUUGCGGUCACAGCUUCUCUAACCAUGGCGAGGAUGAUUUCAUCUCCCUCACCCACAUCUUUUUCGACCACACCUCGUUUCACGCCCAAGACCCUCUCUUCAAAUUUCUCCUUCGCCUCUCCUCUCCGUCUCAGUCUCCGAUCCUCACCUCUCAGAUGCGCCCCCACUUCCGUCCACAAAACCCUCAUUUCCGCUUCCAUUUCAGUCGGCGACAAACUCCCAGAAUCCACCUUUUCUUACUUCGUCUCCGGUGAAGAAGAACUCCAAACCAUCACAGUCUCGGAACUCACAGUGGGCAAGAAAGUCAUAUUGUUUGCUGUCCCUGGAGCUUUUACUCCUACUUGUUCUCAGAAACACCUUCCUGGGUUCGUCGAGAAGUCCGGUGAAUUGAAGUCGAAGGGUGUCGAUACCAUCGCUUGUAUUUCGGUGAACGAUGCUUUUGUGAUGAAGGCUUGGAAAGAGGAUUUGAAGAUUGGGGAUGAGGUUUUGUUGCUUUCUGAUGGGAAUGGAACGUUCACGAAGGCGAUUGGGACUGAGCUUGACCUUAGUGAUAAGCCUGUUGGGUUGGGAGUGCGGUCCAGGAGGUAUGCUUUUCUUGUGGAUGAUGGGGUUGUGAAAGUUUUGAAUUUGGAGGAGGGUGGUGCUUUUACGAUGAGCGGUGCUGAGGAUAUGCUUAAGGCUCUCUGAUUUUGGUCAGGUUGGGUCUUUCAGUAGUCUCUUUUUCUUCUUCUUCCACACCCCCCCCCCACCCCCUUGUUUUGGUAUGUAGUUUGGAUGUUCUCUGUCAAUCCGAGUCAAAUUUGAAUCCUCUUGAAUUGAGUUUGAUGCCAUUCUCUUCAAUGUCUGGCUCUCUUUUUGUUGAUGUUAUAUCUGUGGUAUCUAAAUUUUGAUUCAGGAUAUGUCUUGAUAAUAUGAGCUUUCAUAAUAAAACGGAGAAGAUCCACAUA
Messenger RNA from Macadamia integrifolia, 1082 nucleotides. RefSeq names its product peroxiredoxin-2E-2, chloroplastic-like. Gene Ontology annotation, cellular component: cytoplasm. NCBI's taxonomy places the organism in Eukaryota, Viridiplantae, Streptophyta, Magnoliopsida, Proteales, Proteaceae. The annotation marks the transcript as partial. Gene Ontology annotation, biological process: hydrogen peroxide catabolic process; cell redox homeostasis; cellular response to oxidative stress. Gene Ontology annotation, molecular function: thioredoxin peroxidase activity. The transcript has a single exon. The record is from RefSeq and is a predicted model, not a curated record.